CCCCCCACGACCUCUUUUUGCCUUCGCUCCUCUGACUCGGCUUGUGGUCCUGGGGCUCCUGGCGCCUAGACCUGAAUCCUCCCGGAGCUGGACCGUCCUUGCCUUGGGGAGAUGAAGACCCAGGCUGGCUGGCGGCCCCAGCUGCCCAGAGUGCGGAGGAGGUGGCUCUUCCCGGCCCUCAGCGGCCUCCUCUUCCUGUUCUCCGUGGUCAUGACUGGCUGCUUCCUGUGGCAGUAUCAGCUUCCCAAGCUUCCGACUGGUUCUUCGGGGCCAGAGGUGACCUCCGCCCCUGUGAGGAUGUGUCCCCGGCACCCCGAGUCUGUGCCCCUGGCCCACCCCCUCCCUGUGUUGAAGGAGGCCCUGGAAAAGGUGGACCAGAUCCUGCGCCAGGCCAUGUCGGCCCCGGGCCUGGCUGCCAUGUCCGCGGUCGUCAUUCACAACGACACUGUGCUCUGGACUGGGAACUUCGGGAGGAAGAACGGCUCUGACCCGAAUUCUGGGACACCCAAUGAGUACACCAUGUACCGGAUCUCCAGCAUCUCCAAGGUCUUCCCGGUCCUCAUGCUGUACCAUCUGUGGGAGGAGGGCACCGUGGCCUCCCUGGACGACCCUCUGGAGCGGUACGCCAGCACCUUCACCAUUCGCAACCCGCUGGGCCUGAUGGACGGGCUGGAGGAGGUGGGCCCGGCCCCCAGGCCUUCGCCUGUCACCCUCCGCAGGAUGGCCAGUCAGCUCUCAGGGCUACCCAGGAGGCUACGCUCCACCUCACUGCUGUGGAGAGGCAGCACCCAGGAAGCCCUGAACCUGCUCAAGGAUGAUGUGCUGGUGGUGGACCCAGGAACCAGAUGCCAUUACAGCACGCUGGCCUUCUCCCUUCUGGCCCACGUCCUGGCAGCCCACACCACGCAGGGUGACUACCAGCGCUGGAUCUCAGAGAACGUGCUGGAGCCUCUGGGGAUGGGGGACACGGGCUUCGACCUCACGCCCUCGGUGCGCGCCCGCCUAGCGGCCGGCUUCUACGGCAGCGGGAGGCCGGCCCCGCUCUACGACCUGGGCUGGUACCGUCCGUCGGGCCAGAUGUACUCGACCCCCGCGGACCUGGCCAAGCUGGCCAUGGCGCUCCUGGGCAGUGGGCCCCAGCGGCUCCUGCGGCCCGACGCAGCCAAGACGCUGCUGGCGCCGCUGCUGGCCUGUCCCGGGGCCUACUUCGCCAACGAGACGGGCACGCCCUGGGAGUUCCACGCGCAGCGCGGCUACCGCGUGGUGCGCAAGGACGGCGACCUGGACGGCUACGCCGCCACCUUCUCGCUGGUGCCCCCGCUGCGCCUGGGCCUCGUGCUGCUGCUGGCCGGGCCGCGGCCGCCCGGGCCCGACCUGGUGGCUCAGGCCUACGACGUGCUCCUGCCGGCCAUGGAGAGGGCCCUCCGGGAGGCCGAGCGCAGCCCCGCCCCGCCGCCCAGCGCGCGCCCCUUCGCCGGCUACUUCACCUUCGCCAACCAGACCUUCUACGAGGUGCACGCGGGGCCGGCGGGCGAGCUGCGCCUGCGCCAGUUCGGGCCCCGCGUCGAGGCGCUGGUGCCCCCCGCGUUCCGCACGUUGGCGCUGCGCCACGUGCGCGGGCGCGUCUUCCAGCUGCACGUGGCCCGCGAGUUCCCGUGCGCGCUGCCGCUCGGCGACGCCUGGCUCUCGCUGGAAGCCCAGCACGGGCAGCUGGUCAACUUCUACCCGUUGGACGGCCACGGGCUGUCCCCCGGCUUUGACGUGCCCGGCCUGAACACGUACCAGGUGCUGCGUGUGCAGCACAAGCCGGUGUUCAAGGCCCAGUGA
Molecule: messenger RNA, 1827 nt
Organism: Marmota flaviventris (yellow-bellied marmot)
Lineage: Eukaryota; Metazoa; Chordata; Mammalia; Rodentia; Sciuridae
Gene: Lactbl1
Product: lactamase beta like 1
Source: RefSeq, a predicted model, not a curated record